AUGGGUGGCGUCAAUACCGCCUACGAUUACUACACACGCAUGGGCUUCGGCCACAAGGGAGAAGACGGCGGUGUAGUCGUUACUAACGACAUUCUGCAAGGCGGUAUCGUCUCUGUUUACUACCUGGGUACGCUCGUGGGUGCUCUCGGCGGCGGCUGGUUCGGAGACCGCUUUGGGCGUAUAAAAGCCGUCUUCGUAGGAGCAGCCAUCGCAGUUGUUGGCGCAGCACUUCAGACCUCUGCCAUGGACCACCAAUGGAUGAUCUGCGCACGGCUCGUCAAUGGCUGGGGGACUGGAAUUCUGAACGCGAUCAUCCCUGUGUGGGCGACCGAGACCGCCGAGCAUACGUCGCGUGGCCAGUUCGUUGCUAUCGAGUUUACACUCAACAUCUUUGGUGUUGUAUUGGCCUAUUGGAUCGAAUAUGGAUGCUCAUUCUACGGCGACGGAACUUCGUCCUUCAUCUGGCGCUUCCCCAUCGCUUUCCAGAUCCCCAUGCUUCUCGCGCUUAUGGGCUUGGUCAUCUUCUUCCCCGAGAGUCCCCGAUGGCUAGUCAAAGUUGGUCGUGAAGACGAAGCACGUUAUAUCCUCGGGAGGCUCCGUGGAAACACUGGAGCAGACAAAGAGAAGGCAGAAGCCGAAUUCCAGGACAUUGUGACCUCCUGCGAAAUCGAACGCUCCGGACGCAAGGGGCCUCAGUCAUACAUCCACAUGCUGUUCGGCAUCGGCUCGGGAAAGCUUCAUACGGGAAGACGUGUGCAGUUGGUGAUCUGGCUUCAGAUCCUACAGGAGUGGGUAGGAAUCGCGGGAGUUACAAUAUAUGCUCCGACCAUCUUUGGCAUCGCCGGCAUGUCCCCUUCCAAGCGCCAAUGGAUCGCGGGUCUCAACAACAUCUUCUACAUGUUCAGCACGCUGAUAUGUGUAUUCACGCUUGACAAGAUUGGACGACGCUGGACACUUUACUGGGGCGCAGUAGGACAAGGCAUUGCUAUGGCACUCGCUGGCGGCUUCUCAUACCUGGGCCAACAGGGCACCCUAGAAGGCAACCUCAGCAAGGCUUCGGCGUACGGAGACGCUGCUGUAUCCAUGGUCUUCAUCUUCACGUUCGUCUUUGGUGCGACUUGGCUGACAGUCCCAUGGCUCUACCCAGCCGAGAUCUUCCCACUCGAAGUGCGCGCGAAAGGAAAUGCUUGGGGCGUUGUGGGCUGGUCCAUUGGCAACGGAUGGCUUACGCUUCUGUGCCCCAUCAUGUUUAAGGCGCUCAACGAGAAGACCCUUUACAUUUUUGCGGCUUGCAAUGCGCUUACCAUUCCUAUUGUGUGGGCCCUGUAUCCCGAGACGAACCAGCGAACCCUUGAGGAGAUCGACUUGCUCUUCGCCGCCGACAGUAUCUGGAACUGGGAGGCGGAGAAGAACUUCGCGAGGCUGCAGGAGCAGAUGGGUGUGGGCAUGUCCUCGGGUGCUGAUGAAGAGACACCGCAUAGUCGAAAGGGUAGCGUCGUUCGUGGGAUGAGCCUGCAUUAUGAGGCGAAGCCGCAGGAGAAAUAG
Messenger RNA from Didymosphaeria variabile, 1545 nucleotides. RefSeq lists its product as uncharacterized. Gene Ontology annotation, cellular component: membrane. The record is from RefSeq and is a predicted model, not a curated record. Bases 1 to 1545 code for a protein of 514 amino acids. Gene Ontology annotation, molecular function: carbohydrate:proton symporter activity. Gene Ontology annotation, biological process: carbohydrate transport; transmembrane transport. NCBI's taxonomy places the organism in Eukaryota, Fungi, Ascomycota, Dothideomycetes, Pleosporales, Didymosphaeriaceae. The transcript is spliced from 3 exons.